This is a messenger RNA of Plasmodium relictum, 9843 nucleotides long. Its product is annotated as conserved Plasmodium protein, unknown function. Bases 1 to 9843 code for a protein of 3280 amino acids. Gene Ontology annotation, cellular component: cytosol. Gene Ontology annotation, molecular function: protein kinase regulator activity. The record is from RefSeq and is a predicted model, not a curated record. Gene Ontology annotation, biological process: regulation of translation; cellular response to amino acid starvation. Lineage: Eukaryota; Apicomplexa; Aconoidasida; Haemosporida; Plasmodiidae. The transcript has 2 exons.
AUGUUGAGCGAAAAAAAUAAUAUAGAUAAUAUUUUUGAAUUUUUAUAUUCAAAAAAAAAGAUAAAUGAAAAUAUACAAUUGCUUAAGAAUGAUAUAGAGGAUAUUUUAAAAGAUGGAAAUAACGAACAAAUUGUCCCUCGAUUUAUUAAUUUAGUAUUAUUUGUAAAAGAUGAAAAGUAUUUGAAGAAUAAUUUAAGUAUUUGUUUAUAUAUUUUUUCUAAAUCAUUAAGUGAAAUAAACAAUAUAAAUUUGAAAAAAAAUAUAUUUAAAUAUAUUUUAAAAAAAUUAGAUAAUAGGAGUAUUAGUUAUUUUGAUAGAGCAUUAGUAUGUAAAAGAUUUUUUUAUAUUUGUACUUUUUAUGACACAUUAACUGAACUAAAGAAUAAUACAACAUUUAGUGAUUUGUUUGUGAAUUGUUUAGCUUUCUUAGACAGCUUGUUUUAUAGUAAUAAAAAAUAUAAUGAAUUAAGUAAUAAAUUUCGUAAUAUAAAAAAAUGUAUUAUUCAUAAAUUAAUUAUAUUUUUUAAUAAUAUAUUUAAAAUGAAUAAAGGGAUACACGAAAAUGAAUAUAAAAAUAAACUUAAUGAAGACUUUGAAUUCAUUUUAAAUAAAUUUACAAAAGAUAAUUUUUUUUAUAUAUUUGUUGAAUCAUUCAGUUUAUUCAUGUACAGCAGUAAUAAUAAUUUGUUAAAUAGAGAAGAGUAUAUGGAAACAUUUGUAAACUGUUUUAGUAAUCACUUAAAUUCAAGUGAAGAAAUAUCACUAAAAAUUAACAAAUCAUUUAAAUUUUUCUUUAGAAAUCUAAAAGAUGAAAAAAUAUUUAGCAUUAUAUUAAAACAAAUUCAUAGGUUUGAUGAAGCUGCUUUAACAAAUUCGACUCCAUUUUAUUAUUACAGUGAAUUAUAUAAUAAAGAUCAUUUUUAUGAUUUGUUAGAAAUUGUUAUAAAUGUAAAAAAAAAAAAAAAUAUUGAAAACAGUAAUUUACUAUUUUUAAUCAUUUUACAUAAAUUUCACAUUAAUAAUGACCAUGAUUCUAUAUUAAAAAUUUUGUUUGAAAACAAUAAAAAGUUAAAUAUUAUUAAAUUUAAUGAAAAAGUUAUAUUUCUAAGGAGCAUAAAAUAUUUACUUUCUACUAACAAAAAUAAAGAAUUAAAGGAUAUUGUUAUUUCAAACAAAAAUAUUAUAAUAAAUUAUUUAAAAAAUGAUUUAAAUGAAGAUGUUAAAUUAGAAUCAUUAGAUUUUAUAAAAAACGUAUGCAGCAUUUUUAAAAAUGAUAAAGAUAUAUAUAAUGCUUUUUCUUCCAAUGUUUUUGAAAUACUAGAAAAAUUUGGAAAAAAUAAUGAAAAGUUUUUGUAUUUUUGUAUAUUAUUUUAUUUACAUUCUAUUUCUGUUAUUGAAGUAAAUGAAAAAAUGCUAACAGCUUUUAAAUCUCAUUUAAAUUUAUGCUUGACGAAACAAAUAUUGAAAUAUACAUAUGGUGUUAAUUUGUUAUUAUUUUUAGUUAUAAAAAACAAGUUUCCAUCUAUAAACGUAAAUAAUUAUAUAAAUGAAAUUUUGUUUAAAAGCAUAUAUAACCAAAAUGAACUUUUUUAUUUAUUUGAUAUGAAUGAAAUAAAAAAAAUUCCUUAUGAUAAAUUCUUUUUUUACAUGUAUUCUCUUUGUUUACUACUUCAUUUUAUAUAUAUAGAAAAUAAGAAAAUAAUCCCUGAGUAUACAAAUAGCAUAAACAAUGAUUUUUUAAAAUAUAUUUCCCUUGAUCAUAUUGAAAAAGAAAAAGUACAAAUAUUAUUAAAUACCAAUGAUAAUAAAAGUAAUAAAAAUAUAAAUAUUUCACAAGUAAACAAAAAAGAAGAUAAAAAAAUAGAAAAAGAUGUACAAAAAAUAAAUAUAAAUCAUUUGAAUAUGCUUUGUACUCUUAUUAUAUUAUGUAUGCUUCAUUAUCUACAAGAAAAAAAUAAUAAAAUAGAAUUAAAAAAGAAAAAAAGAAAAAAUUGCGGGAAUUAUAUAUUAAGUUUAAAAAAAUGCGUAAGUAAUGAAAAUAAUUAUGAGUAUCAAAAUUUUUUAGAUGAUUUUGAUAUGCUUUUAGAUAUAUUACUAAUGAAAAAGGACAUAUAUCAAUUAAUUUUGUGUAAUUUAUACAAUUAUUUAUUUAUUUACUGGAAUAAUUCCCUUUUACAAAAUACAAAUUAUUAUAUUUUAAGAAAAUUUCUUUUUUUUCUUUUUUCCUACGUAACAAAAAUUGAUUUUGAUAAUAAUGAAAGAGAAAAUUGUUAUACUUUGUUACUUCUUUGCUUAUGCCAUCCUCAAAUAUUUUAUAAGAAUUUGACUAAUCCCAAAAGUAGAAAAAAAAUAAAAAAAUUUAUAUCAAACAAAAUAUUAAAUAAUGUGAACUUUGAAAUAAUUAUAAAUUUUGUUUUAAAAGGUUAUGAUUAUUACAACAACGAUUUACAUAAAAAUUUAUGCUUUAAUUUAGUUGAAAUUUUUUAUAUCUUAGAAAAAAAAGAUUCCUUUACAUCCAAGGAAGAAAAUAUAUUAGAUAGAAAUAAAAGAGAUAUUUCUACAUAUGAUAAUAAAAAUGAUGUUGAAAUGCCUGAAAGUACAGGUAAAAAUGGAUUAUUCACAAUAAAAAAUUUAGAGAUUAAAGAAAAACUAAUUUUUUUAACAAGCAAAUUGAUAGACAUGUUAGAUGACAAAAGCAUAGAAAAUAUAAAAGAUGAGGAAAUAGAAAUUUGUAAAUGCCCUUAUGACUUUUUAUAUGUAGAUAAGAAUGUUUAUCAACCAACAGUAGUAAUUGAAAGCAAAAAUUUAAAAAGAAAUAAACAUUUAGUUUCAACGUAUGGAGAAGAGACAGCUGAGUUAAUAAUGGAAGAGCAGCUUAAUAAAAAUAGAAAAGCGAAUACAAAUCAAACAAAAGAGAAAAAAUGUAAUAAAAACAAAGGCAUGACAAAAGAAGAAUUAGAAAAAGAAGAAAUAAAGAAACAAAAUGAAAUAAGAAUUAAUAUAUAUGAAAAAAUAGAAAGAAAUAAAUACCUUUUGAAAUGUAUAAAAAAGAUGAGUUAUAUUAAUGAUGUAUACGAUACCAAAUAUAUAAAUUUACUUAUAAAGAAAAUUAUGAUAUUUUUAAAAAAUGAUUUGACAUCUAGAUAUUCUCAGAAAUAUUUAAAUAUAAUAAUUGAUAAUAUGAUUAGUACUGAAUUGCUGAAAUGCAAAAAUAAAAUUACAAGAUGUUUAUAUAAAAUAAGUAAAUAUAACAAAGCAGAUGAAACAGCUUUAAUGAUUUUUAGUUCAUUUAAUAUGAACGAAAAAAUAUCAUAUGUGUUAACACUAUUUUUGUUUCCAAUAGUUUUUCAUAGCAUUAACAUUAUAAAUGAUAAAAAUAUAACUUUAAAUAUAUUAAAAACUUUAGACAUAUUACUACAUUCAAAAACAAAAAUAAAUGAUGAAGAUGCUUUAAAAUGUUUACAAAUUUCUUUUUCGAAAUAUCCAGAUCUUGACAUAGAGCUAGAAUCCUUUUUAAAUAACUUUAACUCUUAUUUGUUAAAUAAAAAAAAUAUUAAAACACUUUUGGAAUUUUGUAUAACAGAAAAUGAAAAACGCAGAAAUGUUAUAAUUAAGUCUUUACAUAAAUAUAUAAAAAAUAAAGAAAAAGAAGAUGUAGAAAUGGAAAUAUUCAAGAAUGAAUUAAUAUAUAAUUACAUAAAUAUAUACAAAAAUGAUUAUAAUAAAGAAACAAAACAUUACUGUAAAGAAAUUAUAUCCAUAUUAAAAAUCCCAUGUGUAAGUGAUCAGUAUAAGCUAAUAGAUUCUUUACAAAAAGAAUGUUUAGAUUUUCAGAAUAUGGUAUGUAAAGCAAUCGUAGGAUGUACAGAAAAAAAAAAUACAAAGCAAUUAAUAAUACAAUUAACAUCAAAAUACAUAACUUUUAAGGAAUAUGGAAAAAUAGGAAUAUUGAAAACAUUGGAACAUUUAUCUAAAGCUUAUUAUAUUACUAGUAUUGAUGAUGUAGAGUUUAUUUUAAAUUUUUUAUUAGGUUUAUGUUUAGAAGAAAAAAAUGACAUAGAUAAAAUAAAAGACUAUGUCAUUAUAUGUGGUAGUUCAUUGAUUAAUUCAUACAAUGAGUACAUAUCAAAAUUUAAAAAAAAGAAGGAGCAAAAAAGAAAUAUUAAUAAAAAUAAAAAAGAUAUCGGUAAAGAGAAAAUGCUUAAUAAUAAUGAUGAAUUAUCAGAUUAUAGUAAUUUAGGGGAAUCCUUUGAUUAUUCUUCAUCUUCAUCAUCUGCAAUUGAUAAUGUUACUAAAAUAGAAAAUGAAAAAGAAAUGAGAGAAUCAUUUAAAAGAAUAUAUAAUGUGUUAAAUAAAUAUAGAGACAAUAAAAAAAGUAAACAUAAAAAUACAUUAGAUUUAAUAGUUGUAAUGUUUUAUGGAUGUUUAGGUUCCAAUUUAAAAAAUGAAUCAUUAGAAUUAUUGAAUAAAUUAAUAGAACAAAUAUUACAUAAAGAAACUGAUAAUUUUACACAAAUUGAAAUUAGUAUAAUAAUACCAAAAUUUAUAGAAAAUUUAAAAAAUGAUAAGGAAUCAGAUGAUGAUUAUAACGAUAUAAAGGAAGGUACUUUAAAUGAGGAAUAUAACAAUUUCAAUAGUAAUAAUAACAAAAAUGGAAUACAUGAAUCACAUAUAAGGAACGAAGAUAUAGUAAAUAAUAUAAAAGGAAAAAAUAAGAAUAGUAAAAAUAAUAAGUUAAGUAAUAAUGACGAAGUAAAUGGAAGUAUACAAGCAAUUAAAAAUAAAAAAAAAUUAAAAAAUGAAAAAGAAAACACAAAUAGCUUAAUUUAUUUAGAAACUUAUGAUAUAAAUAUUUUACUAGAUAAAUUAUUUUAUAUAAUUUUUAAUAACAAAGAAUUAAAAAUAAGAAAAGGAUCUUGCCUAUUAUUAGGUAGUGCAAUAAAAGCACAUGGUAUGAAUUUAUUAAAAAAACAUAAAAUAUUAGAAAAAGUAAAUUCUAAUAUUCAUUCAGAAGAUGUUAUUAAAAGACAGAGUUUUUAUUUGACAUAUGGAAGCUUAUUCAAAGUGUUAAAGUAUAAGUUUGAACCAUACAUAUUAAAAAAUUUUAAAUUAUUAUUAGAAUGCUAUAAAGAUAAUGUUAACAAUAUAAAGGUUUUAGGAAUUAGUAUUAUUGAAGAAAUCCUAAAUGAUAUAAGUCAAUAUGGUAUGAAAAAAAUUUUACCAUUUAUUAUUUUGAAUUUAAAAAAUUCUAGCACUAAAAAUAAAGAUAUAAUUUCAUAUUUAGAUACCCUACAUUUAAUAAUUUCUAAAUUUGACUUCAUUAAUUAUAUAGAUAACUAUACAUUAGUAGAUUUGAUCAAUUUACUUUGUGAAUUAGUAGCAGAAACUAAUACUAAAGUGAAAGAAAUAUGUAUUAAAAUUUUCAAUAAAUUAGAAAAAAUGAUUCCUAAUAAUGAAAUGAAAAAUAUAAGUAGACAGUUACUAUUAUGUAUUUAUUCUCCAAAUGAUGUUCAUUUAAAUGAUUUUUUAGAUAUUUUCUCUUCAAUAUCUUUUGAAUUUAAAAUUGAUAAUAUUUCCUUAUGUUUAUUAUUCCCAAUUAUUAAAAAAGGUAUAAAUAAUAUAAGAUUAGAAAUAAAAAAGAAAUCGCUACAAAUAUUUUAUUUCCUAAUAUAUCUAGUUCAAGAUCAAUCAUUAUUUAUAAUUUAUUACAAUAAUAUAUUUGAAACACUAAUAGUUUUAUUAAAUGAUGCUAUACCUGACAUAAGAUAUCUGACUGCUAAAUCUAUAGGAAAUAUUAGCCAGUUUUUAGAUAAGAAUCAAAAAUUGUUUUAUAUUCAGUUUAUUUUUAAUAUUCUUAUAAAUACUUUUUCUUCUGUUGAAAAAAGUGGAGUUGCUUUAUGUUUAUCUUCCAUUUUAUCUAAAUGUUCAGAAAAUAUUGCAAAUACUUUUAUCUCUAAAAUUAUACGUUUAAUAGAUAUAAAGAAAUAUAUUGAAAUAAGAAAUAAACAAACAAAAAAAAAAAAAAAAAAUAAAGAUUACAUUACUAAAUUUGAAAAUAAAAAUGACAAAGAAAAUAAAAAAAAUAAAAACAGUAAGAAAAAAAAACAAUGUAAUAAGAAACAAGUGAAACAAAUAGAGUAUUCAGAAGAGGAAUAUACAGAGGAGUUAGAAUAUGAGGAUGAAGAGGAAGAAGAGGAAGGAGAAGAAGAGGGAGAAGAAGAAGAGGGAGAAGAAGAAGAUUAUGAUGAUGAAGAUAAUUUAGAAGAAGUUUACAGUGGAGAUGAUGAAGACGAUGCUGAUGAAGAUGAAAAUGAAGAAGAUAAUGAUGAAGAUAAUGAAGAAGAAUAUGAUUUUGAGGUAGAUGAUGAUGAUUACGAUAUAUAUGAUGACGAAGAUAAUGAAGUUAAGGAAACAUAUUAUAAAGAUGAUGAUGAUGAUGAUGAUGACGAAGAUGAGGAAGAAUAUUAUGAAGAAUAUAAUGAUGGAGAAAGUGAAAGUGAUUCUUCAUUAUGUAAAAAUAAUGAAAAAAAAUAUGAUUAUUUAAAUGGUUAUUAUUUAAUAAAAAAAAAUGAAAAUGAUGAGUAUCUCAUAAAUAUAGAUGAUGAUUUAAUAAACUGGAAAUUAAGAUAUGAUAAAAAAAUUAUAAAAAAUGGAAAUGCAAAAGAAGGAUUAAUUGGAUUUUUUAUUUAUAUGCCUGAGUGUGAACAAAAUUAUACAGAAAAGUUUUUAAAAAAUAUUUUACAAAAAUUAAUGUUAUGUUUAAAUGAUACUAAUGAAAAAAUAAGAGAUAUUUCUUUAAGGGCUUGCAAAGUUCUUAUUAGUAUUUAUUCUAGAAAUAACACUUCUUUAAUUUUAAAAAACAUUGAAAAUAAAAUUUAUAAUGGUUACUGGAGGUUGCGAAAGGAUUGCGUUAUUUUAUUAAAUAUAUUAAUUGAAAAAAAUUUAGAAAUAAAUAAAGAAGAAAAGGAUAUAGAAUUAUUACAUAUAUUACAUGAAAGAUUUUAUUUUAUGUUAUCUUUAAUAUGUAUAAUGAAAAAUGAUAAAAAUAUGAAUGUAAGACAAGCAGCUUAUAAUAUAUAUAAAAAUUAUGUUAAUAAAAGGAUAUUACAAGAAAUGUGGCCUAUAUUAUUAAAAAAAAUUACUCAGAAUUUAUCUUCUAAGAAUAAUUUUAAACAAGUAAUUAGUGCAUUAUCUUUAGGUGACUUAGUUUUUAAAACAGAUUCUUCUUCUUUAGAAUUUAUUUUAGAUAAUAUGAUUAAAGAGUUUAAAACAACGAAAUAUAUUUCUAUAAGAAAAGGUAUAUCGCUUGGAUUUUAUGAAAUUUUUUCUAAAAACAAAUUUGAUAAUUUAAUUGUUAGUCAUAUUCAUAAUAUUAUUUAUAUGAUCAAAGAAUUGGCUUAUCAUAAAAAUACUUCAGAUAAAAUAAAGAUGCUAUGUUCACUAUUAAGAAAUAUUGAUACAUCUAUUUUGAAAAAUAUUAUAAGUGAUAUAUUUAAUAAUGUUCUUACUCAGUCUACAACUAGUAUGAGAGAUUUCAGUUCUAAACAGAUUAUAAAUUUUAAAAGUAUAAAAAUAUUUUUAAAUGUUCAUACAGAUUUAGUUCUAGAUUUUAUUUUAGCUAAUGUAUUUAAACCACCUUAUAACGUUGCUAAAUUAAAAUUAUUAUCAUAUAUUUCAUAUGCAAAAUUAAGUACGUAUAAAAAUUUAUUCACUAAAAUUCUUAAAAUAUUUAUCAAUUUAAUUUUAUACAAUUCAAUACAUUUAAGUGAUGGAUAUGAUAUUAAAAAUUAUUCUGCUAUUAUUUCCAACUACAAAGAAGAAAAUGAAUAUGAUAAGAAAAGUACUAUAUCUAAUGAAAAUAUAAAAAACGGAAUAAACGAAGAAUUCAAUAAAGAAGAGGAAAAAAAUAAUACAUACGAAUACUUUUAUAAAACUCAAAUAGAUUUGCAAGACAUAGCAAGAUGUUUAAAAGAUUUUCUAAAAUAUAUUAAUGAAAAAAAUAUAGACACAUUUACAGAAAUAAUAUUUGCUGAACUGAAGAAAUAUUCUAGUAAAAUAGAUUUAUCUUACAGUACAUUAUGUAAAUGUGAGAAUGAUUCUAAAGCUGAAGGAAUUAAUUAUGUAGAUUUAAUGAAGAAUUAUACAAUAAUAACAGAUGCAAACAAAUUAAAAGAAUUAAAGAUAUAUGAAUAUAAAGAAGAAAAUGGAAAAAUUAGAGAAAUAAUUUUAUCAAUUUUUAAAUAUUUGUUGGAUAUAAUAAAUGACGGAGAUAUUUCCUUAGUUACAAGUGAAAACAUAACAUCAUUUCAUGAUAACAGUACAGUGGACCAAAAUAAUAAUAAUAGUAAAAGAAAGAAAAUAAACAAAAAAAUUAAUAUUUUAAACAUAUAUAGGAUAACAGUUUAUUUAAAUUAUUUGUCAAAUUAUACAUUAAUUGAUUUAAACAAGAAUGUAUUGGAUAUAUCGUCAACCAUUUAUGUAUAUUUAAUUGAAUUAAUUAAAAAACUAGAUAAUAAUUAUAGUUAUAUUGAUUUAUUUAAUAGUAUUAUAAAUAAAUAUUGCACUGAUAAUAAUUUAAAAGAAAUACCUGAUGAUAAAUAUGAAAUAGUAGGAUUAAAUUUAAAUAAACGAUUAUUUGCUUCUUUCAUAAAUAUGUUUACUAAUGUAAUUUUAUUAUCAACUAAUUCAGAUAUAAAAAUCAAAGCAAUUGAUAUAUUAAGAAAACUUUUUGUUUAUACAAAUACAGAAGUUUCGAAUUUUUUCAUUUUAAAAAUAUCUGGUAUACUAAUACGUAUAUUAACUAAUAAAUACAUAGAACAAGCAAAAUAUUAUAUUUUCUCAACUUUUGAAGUGUUGAUUAAAAAAGGAAGUAAUUAUAUAAAGCCAUUGAUACCUCAACUUCAAACAUGUAUAAUAAAAUCAUUAAAUAACGAAAAACUAAAAAAUCAAAUUAUUCAUAUAUUAAAUAUUAUAUCAGAAAAAAAAUUAUCAAAAGUAGAUUUACUUAUUAAUGAUUUAUUAAAUAAUAUUAAUACACAAGUUAAUGUGCAAACCUCUAUAACUAUAUUAAUGAUAUUAUCCAAUAUAUUAAAUACUGCAGAUGUUAAUGUAAAAAAUAUUUUAAAUAAAAUUAUAAAUUCUAUUAAAACACUUUUCAAUCAUAGUAACAAGGAAAUAUCUUUUUAUUCUUGCAAAGUAUAUAUAUUGCUAAUUUUUUUUCAUAUACAAAAUAAAAAGCAAUAUUUAGAAAGCAUUUUAACAUUAAAGUCUACUUUAGAUAUAAACACUUAUCAUUUUAUGUUACAUAUUAGUGAAAUCAAUAACUUUUAUGAUAUUUUAAAAAAAGAAAAUUUACUUGAUACAUUUAAGCAGUUAUAUAUACAUAUGCUAAAGGAUGAAAUAAACAGCUUACAAAUUAUAUGCUAUCAAAUAUUUUAUAAUCUAUCAAGAUAUGAUGAUGAUUGCUUAUUGUUCAUUUAUAAUAUUAUCAAUUAUUUAAAAUUACCUCCUUUAAUUAUGAUAUCUAUUGAAUUACACAGAUAUUAUUUUAAGGGACUUAAAAAUAUUUUUAAGAAAAAAGCUAAUAUUUAUAAAGAAAAUAUACCAAAUUUUUUUAUUAUUAUAGACAAUAUAUUCUUAGCAUUAUUUAAUACUUUACCCGUUUUUAAAUUAUUGGGAGAAAGUUGUAUUAAAUAUGUCUUGGAAAUAUUUGAUGAAAAUCAAUAUAAAACAAAAAUAGAUUUAUUAAAGGAGAAAAUGGAAACAAAAAAAUACAACCAAUUACUUGAAUACGUAAGUCGCGUUUUGAUUAAGAAACGUAAUACUACUUCAGAAUCGGAAUAA